GCAAAGUCAAAUUUCAAAAUAACAUUUUUUGUGACUCUGCCUCCCUUUCGAAAGCCAGAAGGGAUCACAAAGUGAACAUAUUUAUCGCAAACUCGAGAGAGGGGAUUUGUCGUCGUCUGCUGGGCAAGACGACCACCAUUUAGGCUGUACAUCCAAUCACUGGGGAUCAGUUAUUAGGGAGCUCCCUUGGGACAUCGAGGAAGCAGUCAGGUCAGAGCGAUUCUAGGGUAACUUGGGAGGAAAAGUUGCAGAACAGGGACCCAUGCAACGGAAGAAAAUGGCGUCCGAAUCUUUCAUCAUCAAGACGCCUAGCUCGUCCGCCAACAUCGGCCCCGGGUUCGAUGUCAUCGGUCUCGCGCUGUCCCUCUACCUGGAGCUGCAUGUCACCAUUGACCGCUCCAAGGGCACCAGCUCAAGUCCCCUCAAUUGUCGCGUGACGUACGAAGGCGACGGCGAGGAAUCCGGAGACAUUCCACUAAACCCUGAUGCGAAUCUCAUCACCCGCGUGGCUCUCUAUGUUCUACGAUGCCAUGGCCAACGUGCGUUCCCAGUCGAGACUCAUGUGCACGUCAAGAACCCCAUCCCGCUGGGAAGGGGACUUGGUUCUUCGGGAUCUGCCGUUGUUGCUGGUGUGAUGCUGGGUAAAAUGGUCGGAAAGUUGGACCAUUUAGAUGACAACAGGUUGUUCGACUUUUGUUUGAUGAUUGAGCGACACCCUGACAAUGUGGGAGCUUCACUCUUUGGCGGAUUUGUUGGGACAUAUCUGAACCCACUGAAGCCCGAGGAUGUGGCACGCACGGAGAUCCCGCUCAGCGAGGUCCUUCCCGCACCUGCCGGCGGCAUUGACACCGGCGAUACCCCGCCGGAGCCGCCACACGGCAUAGGCCAUCACAUCAAGUUCCCCUGGGCCCCCGAGAUCAAGGCUGUGGCUAUCAUCCCCAACUUUGAGGUCGCAACCGCUAAGGCACGCGAGGUGCUGCCGGCACAGUAUUCCAGAUCCGAUGUGACCUUCAACCUGCAGAGGAUAGCCCUCCUUCCUGUAGCACUCGGCCAGUCACCUCCUGAUUCGGGACUCAUUUACCUGGCAAUGCAGGAUAAGCUGCACCAGCCGUACCGCCAAACACUGAUACCCGGUCUGACCGAUAUCGUCGAGUCGAUGACGCCUACUACCCAGCCAGGACUGCUGGGAGUGUGUCUUUCGGGGGCAGGUCCAACCAUACUGGCGCUGGCCACGGACAACUUUGAACAGAUCGCGGAGCGCAUCAUUGCCAAAUUCAAGACGCAAAACAUCACAUGUACUUGGAAGUUGCUUGAGCCAGCCGAGGGGACUCAGGUUAUUCGGCAAUAGAGCAAAUUGUGGAAUCAAAUUAAUACCCUUUUACGCAAGUAUA
Pyricularia oryzae 70-15 is the source of this 1391-nucleotide messenger RNA. Its product is annotated as homoserine kinase. The transcript is spliced from 3 exons. Bases 263 to 1348 code for a protein of 361 amino acids. Lineage: Eukaryota; Fungi; Ascomycota; Sordariomycetes; Magnaporthales; Pyriculariaceae. The record is from RefSeq and is a predicted model, not a curated record. Gene Ontology annotation, biological process: L-threonine metabolic process. Gene Ontology annotation, molecular function: homoserine kinase activity; ATP binding.